Messenger RNA from Tigriopus californicus, 2439 nucleotides. RefSeq lists its product as uncharacterized. The coding region runs from base 1177 to 2439 and encodes 420 amino acids. The transcript has 9 exons. The record is from RefSeq and is a predicted model, not a curated record. Gene Ontology annotation, molecular function: phosphatidylinositol kinase activity. Gene Ontology annotation, biological process: phosphatidylinositol metabolic process. NCBI's taxonomy places the organism in Eukaryota, Metazoa, Arthropoda, Copepoda, Harpacticoida, Harpacticidae.
AUCAUCCUAUCCUUCCUGUCGAAUCAAUGACAUUGAAGGCUUCACAUGAAGACUACGGAAUACAUCAAGUGAUCAUAAAUCUGCGAGUAGAUUGAUCAUCACAUGGAAUGAAUCAUUCAUCCACUGCUUUUGUGGAGUCUUCAGUCUGCAUUCGUCAUUCUUCAUUCUUCACCACCUGCCCUUCGAGCGCUGUUCUACGUGAUAUGAUCCUUCGGAAGUGAGAAUGUAUCCGGAUGAUCGAGGCCAAGCCUAUGCCCGCAGUGCGGCCCCGAGUCUGAUCUCUCGCUUGGCCGCCGGGGGCCAAAGCUCCUCGUCGAUCUCCACCCAAUCGGGCACACUGUCCAGCACGAGUGAUUUGAAUCGAAGCGGGGCAAGUGCACUCUCAUCCACCGGGGAUGUCAAGCCUCGUGCCCAAAAAUACCGGAAACUCGGCCGAAUUUGGAAAUGGAUCAAGUAUGGCAGGCGGAAGGGCAUCCUUGACGUGGGUCCUUGCCAUCCCAAUUACACGUUUAUUGCAGCUAUUCGGCAUUGCUUUCAAACGAAGCUGGUGUCGGAUUUGCCUCGACACCAUCUGAAGCAAAAGGAUUACGCAGAGGUGGCCGUCUUCCACUCGAUCUUGUCCCGAGCGGAGGAGGAAGUGCCUCUGGCCAGCCGACGACCCUCUCUGCGAUCCCGGAGCCGGGUUGGGGAUUCGAGCGUGAUUUCUCUCGAGCCCGCACGGAAGGCAAAACUUCAGAAAAAACUCGAUCAUGUUGAGGUCUCGUUCAAAGUCUUUGCUCCGGUGGUCUUUGCAUCGCUUCGGGCUGCUUUGGGAAUACGGCAUGAAGACUUCCUAGAGUCUAUCUCGCCGCCCGAGGAAUAUUUCCGAUACCUCCAACAUGUCACGAAUUCCAAAUCAAAAUAUUGCUUCUUCCUCACCUACGAUAGAAGAUUCGUCCUGAAGAUCGAGACGCUCAAAGGCAUUCAAGGCUUUCUCAACCAUUUGGAAGAUUACAUUGACCACUUCAUCUCAUCGCCUCAUUCUCUGCUUGUCAAAAUCCUUGGAGUUUACGGAAUCAAAAUCAAACGGAACUCGUGGGCAAGUCCCUCUCUCUACCUUCUAUAAUUCACAUCAGGUUCUGAAUCUUAUAUGAGUGGGUUCCUCUUUCAACUAAAACUUAGGUCCAUUUCAUCGUGAUGCAAUCCAUCUUUUGGCCCUCGAUUCGAAUUGGCGAAAAAUACGACAUCAAGGGCUGUCUUUUGGGUCGAUAUGAGCCCAACAUUUCGGCGGAUGACGACGUAGUGCAAAAGGACGGCAAUUUUCAUGGAACACCCCUGAACUUUGGCCAAUACCAAUCGUGGCUCCUGGAGCAGAUCAACCGAGAUGUGGAAUUCCUCCGCUCACAUGGCAUUGUGGACUACUCGCUUUUGGUUGGGAUCCAACGUUCCUUGAACUGGAAAAGCUUCCACUUGCAAAGGCUUAGUGUGGCCGAAGUCGUCACUAGUUUCAAACGGAGCUCGAUUGGUUUUGCCAACGAUGCAGCCCAUGAAAUCCGAUCUGCUAGUGCCAGAAAGCGGAAGCAGACCAUUCAAAAUGGGCGCACACUUGCGGCGGAUUCUUCGCACACGGUUGAGGAGUCCGGUUCCAAAACCUCUCCACCCAGACCAGCGUCCAAAGUGAGUGCUCCAUUGGAGCGACGUCACUCUACCUCUUCAUUCCUCAGUGAGCUCAUCAAUGAUACCAAAGAAACUGAUUUUGUGACGGCGAAUAGACUUACCGCCACGGCGGCGACAGCCCCGCAACAAAUCAUUUUGAAGCCGUUAAAGCCCAAGAAGGUCAAGCAUAUGAAAGUUCGCCAGGUGACCUUCUCGCGCUCCGUGAGCGAAAGCCGUUACACGCCACCCGCCUCCACAAGUCCGACACCCAGUUUGCACUUCCAAAUCCACUCACAAGCCUCACCCUCCCCAUUAAGCAGCCCCAGUCAUCGGACUGCCGAAAUAAGCACGAAAAAACCCUCCGAAGAAUCGGGAAAUACAUCAUUCCAUUCUCCAGGGAUUUCUCCGCUGGUGGAGCAAAUCAACCAGCAGUUGUCAUUCUCGCCGGAUCCUAAGACGGACGACUGGGAGGCCAACCCGGAUUUGAUUGAGUACGCGCCCAGAACGGUCGACGGUCAAACCGCGGACGAAUCCAUCAUUUAUGAUUGGCACAAACUGGAUGACUUUAUGGCCAUUGAACACCGUCGCCUCCUCCCUGACACGCCUAAUGCCGUUCAUAUUUUGGACGGGCCCGGAAACCGAUAUUAUUUGGGCAUCGUGGACAUUUUUACACCCUACGGAUUUCGCCAAAGACUCGGUGGUUUGGGCAAGACAUUAUUACUCUGUGGGUCAAACCACUCAUCAGCAGGCCCGGAUAAAUAUGCGAAAAGGUUGCUGAAUUUUCUCGAGGAUCAUCUCUGCUGA